Molecule: messenger RNA, 1020 nt
Organism: Clonostachys solani
Lineage: Eukaryota; Fungi; Ascomycota; Sordariomycetes; Hypocreales; Bionectriaceae
Source: the annotation of a GenBank genome assembly
AUGGCUUUUCUAAAGCUCCCAACCGAACUUCGACAGCGAAUACUCAAAUUAGCCAUAUGCACUCGGGUGACGCCUCCCGAAUCCCCGUCCGCAAGUCAGCGUGGCCGUAAACAUCUCUGCGAUGAGUUCUGGGAUGACUAUUACAUCUGGCAUCUGACUCCCAAGAAUCUCUCGUUGCCACUCAUGUUGGUGAGCCGGCAAUUUUAUACGGACAUUCAGAAGGUCCUUGAACUUUUUGGCACCAACUACCACGUCGACAUCAUGUUUGUCAAGGACCAUGGCUUCUGGACAACGUGGUCCAUCCCCGCGUUCCCUAAGACGCAGUACAUUGAUUCUGUCCACGCGACUUUCAGGAUCUUCGAGCCUACACAGGAUCUGGACGAGAAAUUCAAGCAUAGUCUAUUCCUUGGAGGCUCAGAAGGAUGCUCGGGCGGGGGAAUGUGGGGUUUCCACCUCUUGCUGGCCGCGCUGUUACAGUCUGGGCCAGGUUUCCUCAAGCCCUCCCCGCUCCAAUAUGAUCCCUCUUCCCCAUACGUCAUUAAGAGAAUUGUGAUUGAUGUUUUAUCUCCGACGGACGGUGUUAGGCAUAGAAGCCUCAGCGCAAGCAACGAAGACUUUGGCACCAGUCCUGUGUGGCGGAGCGCUCGCGCUCGGAACGGUCUUCUUGACAACGAGCAGAUAGCCCCAGAAACGAGGUUGGUCGAGCACAUGCUCUGGGGGUUCAGAAAACUUUGGGACUUGAACACUGAAAGCCUAGAGUACGGCGCGAUUGUGUUGGAGGGGGUACGCGAUACCAUCGAUUUUAUGGUUAAUGGAGAACUUCAUACGCGGUUCGACGUAGCCGAACGGGCGAAGACGAUGCAGAUUCCGGUGCAUCCUAGGACCGGAAUUCCUGAAUUCAACCAAGAUCGGAAUAGAGAGUAUGGGAAAUGGCGGAAAUGGCUCGACGAGAGGAGGAAGCUGAUGGAACAGGGUCUGGAGUUUGAUCCAAAACGGCCUGUAGAGAUCAUCUAUCUGUGA